Messenger RNA from Camellia sinensis, 597 nucleotides. The record is from RefSeq and is a predicted model, not a curated record. NCBI's taxonomy places the organism in Eukaryota, Viridiplantae, Streptophyta, Magnoliopsida, Ericales, Theaceae.
AUGCGAACUGAAGGUUUUUCCGUUGAUGGUUUCAACUUGGCAUUUGCAAUCAAAUCUUGUAUUAGGUUGUCGAUUUUGCAAGAUGGGAAGUUGGUUUAUUGUUUGGCAAUCAAAUCGGGACUCGAUAGAGAUCCUUAUCUUGUCCCUGCUCUCAUAGAUGUGUACUCUGAUUUGGGUUCUUUGAAAGAUGCCCAUAAAUUGUUUGAAGAAAUUCCUGAGUGGAAUACAGGUAUUUGGGGUUCUAUGAUGAAAGACUAUCUCAAGUCUUUAGAGCAAACCAAAGUUUUUGAGUUGUUUUCGAAAAUGAGAACAGAUGGUUUUGAAUUGGAGCCAUUUACAUCUGAAUGUUUGGUUCGGGCUUGUGGAAAUGUUUCUGCUGGCAAAGAAGGUAAAUCGGUUCAUGGGUUCUGUAUAAAGCACAAUUUUAUGAAUUCCAACUACAUUUAUUUACAGACAUUGCUUGUAGAUAUGUACUUGAAUUGUGGGUUGCUUGAUUUUGGUCUCAGAUUAUUCAAAGAGGUAUCUAAUAAAGAUGUAGUUUUAUGGACUGCAAUUGUCUUAGAAGCAGGAUUUUCAUUUUUUGCAUUGACUGAUUGA